UACCAUUACAUGACAUCUCUUUCUGCCCCUGUCUUCUAUUUGGUUCAAGAAUCAACCAAAAAUCAAGAUUCUUGACCUAUAUUCCUUUUCUUACAUCUCUUUUCACUUUGUUGGAGUCAUAAUCAUGGCUGAUUUCAUGUUGAGCUUUGUGAUUUUGUUAAACUUAGUGGUGGCUGCCCCUUCAGAUGCGGCCUACUGCCUGUGCAAGGCAGGGGUGAGCGACACCGUGCUGCAGAAAAACAUUGAUUACUCAUGCGGAAACGGAGCGGAUUGCUCAGCAAUCCUUCAAAAUGGAGCUUGUUACAAUCCUAACACUGUCAAAGAUCACUGCAGUUAUGCAGUUAACAGCUAUUUUCAGAGGAGAUCUCAGCUUGGUGCAACCUGUGAUUUUCAAGGGAGUGCUACUCUUUCCCAAACUGGCCCCACAGGUGUGCCCUCUGCAUGUGUUUACCAGGCAAGCCCAAGCACCGGCGGCACUGCGACUCCGACCACUGGUGGUGGCAACAUCACUUUCCCCGGCGCCCCAAUAGGAAGUACCGGUUCGGGCGACACCGGCCAUAGUGCUAGUGUGAGACUCAGUAGUUCAUCAAUGAUCGUUGUGUCCCUUCUUACCCUAAUAGGAGUAUCUCUCUAAGCAGAUUAAAUUUAGAAUUUGGGGCCCUUUCUUGUUUCUUUUAUUUUCUUUAUUAGUUUGUACUACUUUAUAGUGAAAGGGUAAAAAAAGUAGGGAAUUUGAUUCCCUUUUAUGGUCUCCUAUUUUCAGAAAUUUUGUAUGUACAAUGUACAUCUGGAUAGGGAGGCUGAAAAUUUAUUGAAAUUUACUUUUUUUUCU
This is a messenger RNA of Salvia hispanica, 832 nucleotides long. RefSeq names its product PLASMODESMATA CALLOSE-BINDING PROTEIN 2-like. Lineage: Eukaryota; Viridiplantae; Streptophyta; Magnoliopsida; Lamiales; Lamiaceae. The record is from RefSeq and is a predicted model, not a curated record.